Molecule: messenger RNA, 1251 nt
Organism: Iphiclides podalirius (scarce swallowtail)
Lineage: Eukaryota; Metazoa; Arthropoda; Insecta; Lepidoptera; Papilionidae
Source: the annotation of a GenBank genome assembly
AUGUUCGAUGUGUACGCAUUCGAGCCCCCCGUACGGUUCGAAACGCAUCGCGUGGGAUUCGGCGAGGAGCUGACGCGUGCGGCCUCCAGCCGAGUUGGGCACGAACUAAAGUCGCAGGGUCGGCGUCGGACGCCCGUACCCUACUGGGGAAGGGAAGUGGGGACUGGACAGGGUAGUGUAGUGGGUCCUGUCCUGGGGUGCUCGCAGGGGGCGGGGGUGUCUCAAUGGGGCGACUCGCCGCUUCUCUUCCACUACGGUCGCAGGGCCGGCCUAGCACGGAGCCCAUCCAGGGGUCACGGCGCCCUCACCUACUGCAUUUCCACCUCCUCUAGAGACACGAUUAUUACGGAUCGUAUAGGUUUCAUGAGGUCAAAAAUCUCAGAGAAAGGUUAUUAUCGUUAUCGACCUGUCAAGGAGACAUUUUUCACUAAACUGUCUCUGCAAAUUUACAAAAUAGGAGACGAAAACACUUUUAAGUUCUCCAAUUUUAUAUCGAAUCUGCCACCAAUUGGUGGUAGAGCGAUGCCUCGUUGCAGCAAACGUACGCGCAACAGCGCACCUACCAGUGAAGUACUUCCUGGAGCCACAGCCAUAGAAGAACACCAUCACCACAAAAGAUCCAGAAAUAGCAGAAGACAUUCCAAAACAGAAGACACCAGCUUCAGUGUAAAAAAAUGUUUAGCAUGGUUUAAAGAAUACACAACACCAUCAGAGCCAGAUGUAUUAGGUCCAGAAGGUAUGGAAAAAUUCUGUGAGGAUAUAGGAGUAGACCCAGAAAAUGUUGUGAUGCUGGUCAUUGCUUACAAAAUGGGUGCCAAACAAAUGGGUUACUUUACACAAGAGGAAUGGUUGAAAGGUCUAACGGAGCUGCAGUGCGACAGCGUGCAAAAGCUGCAGAACAAGCUGGAGUACCUGCGGGGGCUGCUGAACGACGCGUGCACAUUCAAGGCGAUCUACCGGUACUCGUACGACUUCGCGCGGGACAAGGAGCAGCGGUCGCUGGAGGGCGGCGUGGCGCGCGCGCUGCUGGGCGUGCUGCUGCCGCGCUGGGCGCUGCGCGCGCCGCUGGCCGCGUUCCUGGCGCGCGAGCGCCGCUACCGCGUGGUGAACCGCGACCAGUGGUGCAACAUCCUCGAGUUCAGCCGCACCGUGGACGCGCACCUGGCCGCCUACGACGCCGACGGCGCCUGGCCCGUCAUGCUCGACGAGUUCGUCGACUGGCUGCGGGCCGAGCGCGCCGCGGGCCGCAGC